GCAGCAGCCUUCAAAAGAUCCUUAAGAGGAAGCAGAGUCUUCGGGUUCUUAGAGGGAAGGCUUGGUGAUUCGAAAAGAAAAAAAUCACAGUGGUCAGGAGAGGGGAAUUUUAAUCCUCUGGCCAAACGACUGUGUAACCUUGGACCAGUGUUCUACCCUGGGUAGCUCCGUCUGCACUAUCAAGUUAAAAAUUACACAAUGCUUGUACGGAAGCUGCAACAACAAGGUUAGUCUCUCAAAAUACUACGGAAGGAUGACCGGUUUGGUUUUGUGUGAACCAACAGAGCUUUAUAACAUCUUGAAUCAAGUCACAAAACUAUCCAGAUUAACUGAACCCAACUACCUCUGUUUAUUGGAUGUGCGGUCCAAACGGGAGUAUGAUGAAAGCCACGUGAUUACAGCACUCCUUGUGAAGAAGAGGGCAGGCAAAUAUCUAAUCCCGGAGUCUGUGGAUCUGGAGUGUGUGGAAUACUGUGUGGUAUACGAUAGCAGCACCAUCUCCCUGGAGCUAAUGCUGGAAGACGACAGCAGGGAUGACGGCAGCGCUGACGACCGCAAGCACAGACUAGUGCUUGGAGCGGCUGUUGAGUGUGGCAGAGCCCUGACCCACCUCACGCGCCACCCCAUCCUUAUCCUGAGAGGAGGCUACAAGCUCUUCUCGGCCAUGUAUCACUUCUUCCGGACACAGAAGAUCAUCUGGAUGCCUCAGGAACUGGAUGCCUUCCAGCCAUACCCUAUUGAGAUAAUGCCAGGCAGGAUCUACCUGGGAAAUUUCAAGCAAGCCUGCGACCCUAAAAUUCAAAAGGAUUUGAAAAUCAACGCACAUGUCAACAUCUCCAUGGAGACAGGGCCAUUUUUUGUAGGUGACGCCGACAAGCUUCUGCACAUCCAGAUAGAAGAUUCCCUGGAAGCAAACAUUACACCCUUUUUACGCCACCUCUGUCACUUCAUUGAUAUUCACCUGGAGCUCAACUCCGUCAUCCUAGUCUUUUCCACCUUGGGCAUCAGCCGCAGCUGUGCAGCCAUCCUGGCCUACCUUAUGCAUUGGAAUGGGCAGACCCUGAAGAGGUCCUGGGCCUACCUCAAGAAGUGUAAAAACAACAUGCGUCCAAAUCGCGCUUUGGUGGCUCAGCUGUCAGAGUGGGAGAAGGUUGUCCUCGGAGACAUCGUCACGGACAUCCAGAAUCCACCCUACUGAUUCUGUGGUCCAGCUAUGGGGCCAGAAGAACCUGACUUGGGGGCUUUUUGUGGGUAGUGGGCCAGGGUGUGUAACCGAGGAAUAAGAAGGCCUUUGCUGCCUGGAGCCUC
This is a messenger RNA of Bubalus bubalis (water buffalo), 1308 nucleotides long. RefSeq names its product serine/threonine/tyrosine interacting like 1 (gene STYXL1). The transcript is spliced from 9 exons. The record is from RefSeq and is a predicted model, not a curated record. Gene Ontology annotation, molecular function: protein phosphatase binding; protein phosphatase inhibitor activity; pseudophosphatase activity. Lineage: Eukaryota; Metazoa; Chordata; Mammalia; Artiodactyla; Bovidae. Bases 254 to 1198 code for a protein of 314 amino acids. Gene Ontology annotation, biological process: positive regulation of intrinsic apoptotic signaling pathway; protein dephosphorylation; negative regulation of cytoplasmic stress granule assembly. Gene Ontology annotation, cellular component: mitochondrion.